AAAAAAGUACCGGCUCGGGACUUCGCCGCCGCCGCUCCGCUUCUCCGCUCCGGGCUGGUUCCAGGCAAAAGUAGUUUGAAUGUACAACAUGAUGGAAACCGAGCUGAAACCUCCCGCCCCCCAGCAAACUUCGGGGGGAGGCACAGGCAACUCCAACUCGGCCGCGAACAACCAGAAGAACAGCCCGGACCGGGUCAAGCGCCCCAUGAACGCCUUCAUGGUUUGGUCCCGCGGGCAGCGGCGGAAAAUGGCCCAGGAGAACCCGAAGAUGCACAACUCGGAGAUCAGCAAACGGCUCGGGGCCGAGUGGAAACUUUUAUCCGAGGCGGAGAAGAGACCCUUCAUUGACGAAGCCAAACGGCUCCGAGCUCUGCACAUGAAGGAGCACCCGGAUUAUAAAUACCGACCCCGGAGGAAAACCAAGACCCUGAUGAAGAAGGAUAAGUACACGUUGCCAGGGGGCUUACUGGCGCCGGGCACCAAUACCAUGACGACCGGGGUAGGGGUUGGGGCCACCUUGGGAGCUGGGGUGAACCAGAGGAUGGACAGUUACGCGCACAUGAACGGCUGGACCAACGGAGGCUAUGGGAUGAUGCAAGAGCAGCUCGGCUACCCGCAGCACCCGGGCUUGAACGCGCACAACGCGGCGCAGAUGCAGCCCAUGCACCGCUACGACGUGAGCGCCCUGCAGUACAACUCCAUGACCAGCUCGCAGACGUACAUGAACGGAUCGCCUACCUACAGCAUGUCGUACUCCCAGCAAGGGACCCCGGGCAUGGCCCUGGGCUCCAUGGGCUCGGUGGUCAAGACGGAAUCCAGCUCCAGUCCCCCCGUAGUCACCUCCUCGUCUCAUUCGAGGGCUCCUUGCCAAGCCGGGGACCUUCGGGACAUGAUCAGCAUGUAUCUACCAGGUGCUGAAGUACCAGAACCAGCUGCCCCAAGCAGACUUCAUAUGUCCCAACACUACCAGAGUGCACCUGUUCCUGGCACAGCCAUUAAUGGCACACUCCCUCUAUCACAUAUGUAAGACAAAGGGGCC
Messenger RNA from Meleagris gallopavo (turkey), 1039 nucleotides. It is a transcript of the gene SOX2, whose product is annotated as SRY-box transcription factor 2. The record is from RefSeq and is a predicted model, not a curated record. Gene Ontology annotation, cellular component: nucleus. Gene Ontology annotation, biological process: neuron differentiation; brain development; cell fate commitment. Lineage: Eukaryota; Metazoa; Chordata; Aves; Galliformes; Phasianidae. Gene Ontology annotation, molecular function: DNA-binding transcription activator activity, RNA polymerase II-specific; RNA polymerase II cis-regulatory region sequence-specific DNA binding.